UUACUGAUUUAGUGAUGGAUGCCUGUAGUAUCGUCUACUACUAGUGUAAAUAAUUGUAAAUUUUAAGUUUUAUUUCGUUAUAACGGGUACCUGACUACUUUGUAAAUAUAAUAACGUAACACGUAACAUCAUGCCUUUUUUAAGAAAAAAGUCUAGCAAAAAGAUAAACGCGGAAAAUGGCAAUGACAAUUUGAUUGGAGAUGUAACCAUUGACGAUUUUGCAAAUUCAUCACGGACUCACGCUAGAUUUAGAAAGGCGGUGACAAAUCUUUUCUCCGAAGUGAAACAAAAAGCAACAGUACAAGAGGAAGAUUGGAAAGAGGAGAUGGAUGAAAGUGAUCAAAAUUUAUCUGAUGCAAAUAAGUCGAAGAAAAACAGUAAAGGUGUCUCGACUAGUCAAAGGAGAAGUAGAAAAACAAGUUCUUCCGAAAAGAAUGUAAUAGAAGAUGAAGGUGUAGAUUAUCCAUUAGAUAUAUGGUUUAUUAUAUCCGAAUACAUUAGUCCAGAGGCUGUUGGAAAAUUUGCUCGGAUAUGUAGAAGUUCUUACCAUGUAACAACCACUGGAAAAUUUUGGUUUCAUUUGUAUAAGUCGUAUUAUAAGUUUGUUCCUAGCUUACCGGAACGUUUGCAACCACAAUGUAUGGUUCGUACGCACGGGCUUCGUGCUUGUGUUAUUAGAACGUUACAUUACACUUAUUUUGCCUUGAAAAGAGAAGUUGACGACGUAUCUUAUUUGAGACAAGACGAGCCUCACUCUCUAGUAAAGAGACGGUGUUGCCUUAUGUGGCAUAAAAAAGGAAAAAUGCGAUGGUAUUUCUAUUUCAAAUUAAAAGAAAUUCCAAAAUCAACCAACUCGCUGAAACAGAAAUCCAAGAUAAAUGUUAAGAAAACAGAUUUUCUUGAAAUGUUGGAAGAUGUAGCUGUAAAUCCAGAAGAGGGCUGUAAAGUACUUAGGGUAUUUAUUGUAACUUGUUUAAAAUAUAGUAUGUUGCCACCUGUAAUCGGUUUGAUCCUGCAAUCAGUGUCGAUGACUUUAAUGCCAGGUUUUAAAGAUCAUCGAUUGCAGCUUGGAUUUGGAACAUCAGAUAUUCCUGGUACAUUGACGAAUCAAGUUAUUUUAAAUGAUGUUGUUAAUUGUCAAAUUUUAGAUUGGUGGCAUCCACUGUAUCCCCACCAAGAUGGUAUAACUACAAUUGAACUACCACAGAGUGAUUUGUGGGAGUAGAAAAUUGUUGUUAAAAAAUUCCAUGUUUCACAAUCAAUCGGUUAAAACAUACGAUUACGAGUUUUGUAAUAUAAACAUAAUAUAUAUGUAAAUAAUAGAUUAAAUGUCUGUUAAGUAAAA
Osmia lignaria (orchard mason bee) is the source of this 1345-nucleotide messenger RNA. NCBI's taxonomy places the organism in Eukaryota, Metazoa, Arthropoda, Insecta, Hymenoptera, Megachilidae. The record is from RefSeq and is a predicted model, not a curated record.